Messenger RNA from Diatraea saccharalis (sugarcane borer), 375 nucleotides. The record is from the annotation of a GenBank genome assembly. Lineage: Eukaryota; Metazoa; Arthropoda; Insecta; Lepidoptera; Crambidae.
AUGAUACAGGUUUACGUUUCUCUACAUGCGUACUCUCAAGCAUGGUUGGUAUCCAGUUCACAUGCACAUUUGCAGUUUGCUGACGAGGGCCUGUCGAUGGAGAUGGGCAAGCUGGCCACAGCUGCUUUAGCUGACUUGUAUGGUACCAGAUACCAAGUUGGUACCGCAGCUGAGAUAAGACAGCCAGCAUCCGGAAUGUCACACGACUGGGCAAACGCACGUGCUGGAAUAAAAUUUUCUUACCAUGUGGAUUUAAGGGAUUCAUACGGGCCUUAUGGCUUUUUACUACCAGGAGCACAAAUAGUAUCCACGGCAAAAGAAACGUGGCAAGCAAUUAGAGCCAUUGUAGAUAAUAUAGCACCUUCCUCCUUCUAG